ACGGGGGUGUGGAGGAUGGGGCACGGGAGGGGCAGGAUCGGGCCCUUUUGGUGGUACCGUAUUGUGCCCCGCCCCCGGCCAUGGGGUGUCCCCUUCGUGGUCCUCCGAGCCGCCAGGGGUCGCUGCGGCGGAGUCUCAGCGCCUGCCCCGCCCACUCCUGCGAGGAGGAGCGCAGCGAUUGGCUGGCUGCGCAGUGACCCCGGCGCGCGGCAGCAGCGGCCGGUCAGCGGGCGCGCGCCGCACAGUAUGGCGGCUGUGACGGGACUGAGGCCGCUCCUCCUGCGCCGCAGCACCUGGCGGGGCUUCUCCUCGCAGACGGACGGGGAGGCCCGAGUGGCCCGGGUGCUGCGGGAGAAGUUCCCCCGGGCGUCCGCCAUCAAAGUCGUGGAUAUCUCAGGAGGAUGCGGCGCCAUGUACGAAAUUCACAUCGAGUCGGAGGAAUUCCGGGAGAAGCGGACGGUGCAGCAGCACCAGAUGGUGAAUCAGGCACUCAGUGAGGAGAUCAAGACCAUGCAUGGGCUGCGCAUCUUCACCUCCACCCCCAAACCCUGAUGCUUUCACUCCUGCCUAGUUGAAUAAAGUUUAUUUGUAGGUGC
Messenger RNA from Columba livia (rock pigeon), 596 nucleotides. It is a transcript of the gene BOLA3, whose product is annotated as bolA family member 3. NCBI's taxonomy places the organism in Eukaryota, Metazoa, Chordata, Aves, Columbiformes, Columbidae. The transcript is spliced from 4 exons. Gene Ontology annotation, cellular component: mitochondrial matrix. Bases 16 to 552 code for a protein of 178 amino acids. The record is from RefSeq and is a predicted model, not a curated record.